Messenger RNA from Humulus lupulus (European hop), 818 nucleotides. Its product is annotated as homeobox-leucine zipper protein ATHB-52-like. Gene Ontology annotation, molecular function: sequence-specific DNA binding; DNA-binding transcription factor activity, RNA polymerase II-specific. Gene Ontology annotation, cellular component: nucleus. The record is from RefSeq and is a predicted model, not a curated record. Lineage: Eukaryota; Viridiplantae; Streptophyta; Magnoliopsida; Rosales; Cannabaceae. Bases 68 to 631 code for a protein of 187 amino acids. Gene Ontology annotation, biological process: positive regulation of DNA-templated transcription. The transcript has a single exon.
CUACACAGCAAUGACAUGAUAUGAAACUCUCUUCGUGCCAAAAUUUGUUUCCGACAAAAAAAAAACUAUGGAUUUCCAGUGCCUUGACAUACUAACUGAUGAGACAAAACAAAACCAAGACCUCUCAAAACCACUCACACAGCAGCGCAGAACUAGAAGGCUAACCCAAGCUCAAGUAAGGCUCUUGGAAACGAGCUUCACCAGUGAUCACAAGCUCCAAUCGGAACGCAAGCUACAUCUUGCUGCUAAGCUUGGGCUCUCCCCAAGACAGGUUGCCAUCUGGUACCAGAACCGGCGAGCCCGCCACAAGACACAGACAGUAGAGUUUGAUUACAGAAGUAUCCAGCUGAAACUGGACGAUGUCUUGGCGGAAAAGAAAAGGCUCGAGCGAGAGGUUGGGAUGCUUAAACACGAGCUGAACAGGGCUCGGGAGAUGCUGCUUCGCGCAUCAGGCAACGAUGGCGGUGGCCGCUCCUCGCCCGACGCUUCUCUUCCUUCUGUUAUCUCCACAUCCGGUGUGGAUGAUCAUGGUAGUUCAAGCUCGCUUCAGAAUUAUUAUACCUUCGGAACAGAAAAUGUAGCUGAGCUGCCGGUGGGGGAGCUGUAUACUUGCUUGUCUCCUUGGCCUUAAAGACUUCAUAUGUAAAAGGGUCAUUUCUUAAGAAUUCUGACCAGUGACCACCAGUGUAAAAUAGUUUUGUUAAGAGUUUUACAUAUUUUCUACUCAAACCAAGUUGUUUCGUUUAGCACGUCCAGACAGUUUUUAAAUUCAGCCUUUUUGUAACUCAUAUAAUAACAAUUUAGUGUUUGUGGAAAAA